AUGAUCCCCAUUCCCGAUCCAGUCAUUCAUUACCUCUACGGUCUCCCUCAUCCAACAUCGAACAAACGCAAGGAGCCUAUGCAAGUUCUGGCUGUGGGUAUCUCCCGGUCUGGAACAGACUCACUACGCAACGCACUACACAUACUCGGAUUCGAGCAUACCCACCAUGGCUUUGACACCAUUCUUCCCCCAUCAUCUCUAGAGGGUAUUUAUCGCCUUCUGCAGAAGAAGUACAACACAGAACCAAUUGCUGGUCAAAGUAGCAAACUGACCGCCGAGGACUUCGACACAAUUUUGAGUGAUUGCGUCGGUGUCAGCGAUCUUAUGGCGGCAGAAUUCGCGCUCGAACUUAUUGCGGCGUAUCCGAACGCAAAGGUCAUUCUUAACACUCGACGAGACCUUGAAAGCUGGUACUCCAGCAUGCAGCAAACUAUGGGUUAUUUCGAUAAAAACCCAAUUGACUGGGACUGGUUCAAGAGUUGGUUUAGCGCCGACCUGUUUUGGAUUCGACAAACGAUGUGUCGCACAAUGAUGCCACGUUUCUUUCGUGGUAGUUUCCAUUCCAAUGGCAAAUGGGUCUACGAACAACACAUUGCUCUAGUGAAAGGACUAGGCUUAUCUAAAGAUAGGUUACUUGAGUGGUCCGUGGAGGAUGGUUGGGAGCCACUCUGCGAAUUCCUCGGCAAGAAUAUACCUCAGCAAGAAUUCCCUGAUGGCAAUCCACCAAAAGCUUGGGCAGAACGAAUCUCCAAUACCAUGAAAACCCAUCACGAACGGGCUAUCAGGAACAUGCUUGUCUUCGGGGCCUGUCUUAUUGGGACCUUGGUAGCGAGUGUCGGUGCUUAUCUUCGGUACCUAUCUCCACCCGAGCAAUGA
Molecule: messenger RNA, 876 nt
Organism: Penicillium atrosanguineum
Lineage: Eukaryota; Fungi; Ascomycota; Eurotiomycetes; Eurotiales; Aspergillaceae
Product: sulfotransferase family protein
Exons: 1
Coding region: 1-876 (291 amino acids)
Source: RefSeq, a predicted model, not a curated record